AUGUUGACAGAAGAAGCUGAACAUUGGUGGGAUAAUGUGUGUCAACGUUUAGAUAAUGCAGAGAUUGCAAUUACUUGUGCUGUAUACAAAAACAUGUUCCUAGUCAAGUAUUUCCCUGAAGACAUCCGUAAUAGGAAGGAAAUGGAAUUUAUCAAAUUGGAACAAGGGAAUAUGUCAGUAGUAGAAUAUGUCGCUAAGUUUGAGGAGUUAUCCAGGUACUAUCCACUCUAUGUUGGAGAGCUGGAAAAGGAAAUAAUAGUGGUAAUGGAAAAGGAAAUGGAAACGGUUAUAUUUAUGGGGGUGGUAGAGGAAGCGCCAAUGGGCGAGGAGUUAAUAACGGGAAUAGUAACUACACGAGUCAAGUCUCAAGCAACAACAAUGGUAAUAAUGGCGAUCCAACUACUCUUAUCUGAUGUCACAAGUGUGGGCCACAUCAGCACUACAUGCCCCUACCCAAGGAAGACUCCACAACCUGGAAACCAGAGUUCCCAAGCCAGCCGACCUAAAUCCAAUGGAAGAGUCUUUGCCCUCAGUGGUGUAGGAGCGUCUGAGAAAGACAACUUGAUCCAAGGUACAUGUCUCAUAAGUGAUACUUCUUUAUUUGUGCUAUUUGAUUGUGGUGCCACCCAUUCCUUUGUAUCUUUUGAUUGUGUUAGACGUUUGGGACUACCUGUGUCUCGUUUGCAGUAUGAUUUGAUUAUGAAUACCCCAACUAGUAAUUUUGUUGACACCUGUAGUGUUUGUCUCGACAUUUCUAUCUAUGUGUGUGGAAGGGACUUCCGAGUUGACUUAAUGUGUUUACCUUUGCGUCUAGUUGAUGUGAUUCUCGAUAUGGAUUGGCUAUCUGCCAACCGUGUCUGCAUAGAUUUUUUUAGCAAAACCAUUGAAUUCAUGGAGCCAGAAGAAAUGGAGAAUCCUAGAAACAUAUCCGCCAACCAAGUGAAGGCACUCUUGAAAUAA
Cicer arietinum (chickpea) is the source of this 960-nucleotide messenger RNA. RefSeq lists its product as uncharacterized. The record is from RefSeq and is a predicted model, not a curated record. Lineage: Eukaryota; Viridiplantae; Streptophyta; Magnoliopsida; Fabales; Fabaceae.